AAAUUAUUUCCUGCCGUCAUUUCUAAGUGUGUUAAUAGUUCCUUUUGGGACAAAACGAACUUUUGCGAAAGAAAAGCGAACUUACCCAAAAAUCUACGCAUGUCAGAGCCUCGCUAGGCCGCCCGGCUUUAAUCAAUAUGAGCCGUCGGCGGACUGACGUCACGGGAGAGUCGACCCGCUCUACGCGAGAUCUCCAUGUAGUAAUAAAUAAGAAAAAAAUGAAAUCGUUCGAAUUUGAGCGCUUCAAACGCGUCGGGUUCGAUUAAACUGUGGUGAUAGCGAAGCUUUAAUAGUUAGAUUGUGGUUUCUUAAAAUGUUCUGGUUACAUUAAGAUCGUUACGAUGGUGGAAGAAGUCGCCAACGAUGGUCACGGGUACUCGAAGCUGGUGGGCCGUCCCAAGAAACGGGACAGCGACGGUUUCACCACCAGGGCGGCUUUCGGGAACAUCUCGCCUCCUGUGGACGCUUACAACGUAAUCUACCUGUCGUUCGUUCUGGGCGGGAUGGGAUUCCUGCUUCCUUAUAACAGCUUCAUAAUGGCGAUGGACUAUUUCAAAGUGCGGUAUCCAGGCACCCCGGUGGUAUUCGACAUGUCGUUGGUUUACAUCGUGGUCGCGCUUCUGACCGUGCUGGGUAAUAAUCUGCUGGUCGAAACAUUCAGCCUCAACUGUAGGAUCAAUUUCGGAUACGUCAUGUCCUUCAUCACUUUAAUCUUCGUGGUCGUCUGCGAAGUGUGGUGGGAGGCUUUUGGAACCGCCACUUCCUAUACCGUCAACUUGGCGGCGGUCGCCGUCGUCGCCGUCGGAUGUACAGUUCAACAGUCGAGUUUCUACGGGUACACUAGCAUGCUUCCCCCUAAAUACACCCAAGCCGUGAUGGUGGGUGAAAGUACUUCCGGAGUAUUCACGUCUGUAGUCCGUGUCAUCACCAAAUGCAUAGUCAACGAGCUACGCGGGAGCACAGUUUACUUUUUCACAGUCUCCGUGUCGACGGUACUCACGUGCUUCGCCAUGUACCAUCUCAUCCGCAGAUCCGACUUCAUACAGUUCUACAUAGCGCUCUGCGAGAGGGCAAAAACUAGGAUAACUCUCGAGCCUACCGAAGACGCGGGACUGAUCGAAACUAAUGACGUCCAAUAUGGUAUACUCAAGAUCCAAUCCAGUCCGCCUCCAAGCGGCAACUCCCUGAGCUUCGCGAACCCUGCAUACGAACCUUCGGCGCCGGUCCCCACCUACAAGGUCGAAGACGUCGUGGUCAGAGGACGUCAUAGUGUCAGCAGCGGUGGAGUUGGGAUCAACGCUUUCAAAAGAGGGCUGCACGCCAGAUGGGAAGUGACCAAGUCCACCUACCCUUACAUGAUAUCGAUCUGCUUGGUUUACUUCGCAACGCUGUGCAUAUAUCCCGGGGUGGCCUCAGAAGUGGUCAGCUGCACGCUCGGAGACUGGAUGCCUAUCUUGAUGAUGGCGCUGUUCAACGCGUCUGACUUAAUAGGCAAGAUGAUCGCGUCAUCAGCAAGGUAUUGGACAGGAGGUAGGCUGGUCAGGUGCUCUGUUGGGAGGUUGCUGCUCAUCCCCCUCAUGGUAAUGUGCGUGGCACCGAGGCAUAGUCCUAGAUUCUCGGCCGAGAUAACGGCUUUCAUAUUCUCCGUUUUGCUCGGCUUAAGCAACGGGAUCCUCGGCAGCGUACCCAUGAUCCAGGCGCCGUCCAAGGUCGAAGACCGCCAUCGAGAGUUGACAGGAAACAUUAUGACGUUGAUGUACAUGUUCGGACUCGCGGCCGGUUCGCUCGUGGCCUACUCGAUCGAGAACGCCCUCGGCUCGAUGGAACAUCACCCGUGCAGUUUAGAUCACAGCGGCAUCAUGCCGCCAGCGAAUCAAACCGCCAUUUUGAAUCUGACCCGCCCUUCGAGCACGACCGCGUCGAGUCUGCUUUCGACGUUGGCGUCCUUGACGACCACGAGACCGGGCGCCGAAUUCAACGUCACAGAAUCGAGCAUACUUUAAACUUUCGACUAGUGAUAUGCUCCCGACGAUUUGCAAAUAUAAUUAUCCAGAUAUAGAUGGAUCCAUCGAAUACAUAUCCCACGGGACCGACACACCAGAUGGGCUCGAAUCGGUUAUUGGACGCAGGUGGUGGAAAAACGCGGCUUUUGUUUCAACAAUCGGGCCAAUCAAUAGAGAAAAAAAUGAUUACUUCUGUGCUUAUAGCGACUAGAUAUACCGUAUAUCCAAUAAGAGCAAUGGGUGACCCUAGAAAUUUGAAAAAAAAUGCAUCAAGCAAAUCGACUGAUUAAAAUGCAGGAAAUUAUUUUCGAAUUCCUGAAAUUCCCACCAAGGGGUUGUUCUUGAAACCCAGUUUUCUCAAAAUGUUAACGAGAUGUUAGAUGUUUUCUGUGAAUUUUUCCAUGGUAACUGUUUUCGUUAUUCAUCUCUUUUGCAAAUGAUUUUUUAAAAUUAUGAGUUAUUAUUAUUAAACGACAUUAAUAGUGUUACAUAACCCUCUUUGCACUUUUCUCUAAAUCUAUGGUAUAUUUAAAUAAUUAACAGAAGUAUAAUAUUGGUAUUAAUCACACCAUAAUCAUAAAUUGUAAUAUAGUAAAAACUGUAAUAAAGUAAUUAGUAAUAUACGUUGCACAGAAACUUUUACACUAACCAAUAAAUUAAAAAAAUAUUUAUGAUUAGCCUUGGCUAACAAAUAAUAUGUUUUUUUUAAUUAUGUACAGGGUGUCCCACUUAAGAACUGAAAAAUUCAAUAAAACCUUGCUUAUUGCUUCAACUUAAAGUCAUGGCCAACUGGGACUAUAUAACAAAGGAGAGAGAAGAGAGAAGUACGAUUAAGGAUUAAAAAAUAAAUAAAUUGGCAACGAAUUCUUAUUCAGGAGUACUUAGAACCCAGCUAUACCAAUUUUUAUAAUGUUUCAAUACAGGGUGUUUGAAAUAUCGUUUGCGCCCAGCUUAAGACUGUACAUCGUUGUCAAUUCUUUGAUUACGGUUUGAUUUUGAGAAUUGUUGGAGAUUUUUUUAAGAAUAAAGUGUACAACGAAUUUUUAUUCUGGACUACAUAAAACCUAACUAUACUAAUUUCCAUGAAGCAUUACUCCUGUUAAAUGUUUGUUUAUGGCUCAAUUUUGAUAAUUCUUUCUUACUGGACAGAUCUUAUUAAACUGAAAUGAAACGAUUUUUCAUAUAGCAUCGACUAAAGUCAGGCCCGAAUGACAGUUUUUUGAAGCGGAAAAUCGAGAAAUACGUUUAGAGAUUUUUUCCAAUUGAAAAUGACAACAGGACUACCUAAAAGUAACUAGACCAAACCAACCAAACCAAAAUAAAUAUUGUAACCCUUAUGAAUAACGAUUAUUUUGUAUAUGUUUUUGAGAUAUUACAAAUUUUAAUUAUACAAAUUUCAAAAAAGACUUUUUAAAGGGCAUUUAUUUUUUAGUAUCAUCUUAAAACAACCAUUAAUAAAUGUUAGUAUUCGAAAGGUAUAAAAACAAAAUUAAAAUAUAUAUUAGCGAGUGAAUUUGACAGUGGAAUAUUCGCUUCUCCAUGGCAAGUUUGGUUUUACAAAGGAAACAGUAUGCCGACGUCAAAUAAUUUUGAUACUUCUGUUAAUUUCAUUAUUAUUUUUUUAUUGAAAAAAGUACAGCGUUGUAAACUUUGUUCACUGGACAUCUAAUCAUUUCUAAUCAUAUUUAAUUUUAUGAAAAUCGUUAGUGUCUUUCAGUGAAAUGGAUCCAACAAAAAAAGAAUUAGCAAAAUUGAACCAUAAACAAACAUUUUGCAGCAGUAAUGCUUAAGCGAGACGCCCGCGACUUUUCGAACACCCUAUAUUCGAACUUCAUCGAAAUUAGUAAAGUUAGGUUUUAUGUAGUCCUGAAUAAGAAUUCGUUGACACUUAAUUCUUAAAGAAAUUUCAAAAUGAAACCGUAAUCAAAGAUUUUACAGCGAUGUAUAGUCUUAAGCGGGGCGCAAACGAUAUUUUAAACACCGUGUAUUGAAACAUUAUAAAAAUUGGUAUAGUUGGGUUCUAAGUACUACUGAGCAAGAAUUCGUUGCCAAUUUUUUUUUUUAAUUCCUAAUAAAACCUCUCUUUUCUCUCUCUUUUGUUAUAUAGUUGGUCAUAACUAAGUUGAAGCAAUAAGCAAAACAAGAUUUUAGCGUAUUUUGCAGAGAUUUAUCUAAUAAAAAAAUAUCAAAAUCGAACCAUAAACAAAAAUUUUACAAGGGCGUACAGUUCUUAAGUGGGACACAAUUUCUACGAUUCAAGCUUGAAAAUCUGCAUUAUAGAGACCCUUAUUUUUUAUUUUUUUAUUUUCAACAUCCUGUAAUUUUUUAGCAAAUAACUUUUGCCACCACAUUUAUUACACAAAACUUUUUAAUUUUUAUGUCUCAUAAAUAGAAAAAAAUCAAGAAAAUAAACGCUUUUUCGUUUUUUUUUAACUGGGCAACACGAAUUUCAGCUUUAUACUGUUCACAAAAAUUAUCAUGUGGUAGUUGCGGAUGAGAUUUAUAAGAAAAGUACUUCAGGGUAUCUUUCCUGUGGUGGAACGAUAGCGAUACAUCCUCUAUUGAUCGGCCUGAGCCCGUUUUUCAUAGGGGUACCGAGAAAACCAUAUUCUCCAAAAAUUACCACCAAUGAAGUUAUAAAGGGAGACGCGGAAAGUCAUUCUUAAAAUACAUACGAAAUAAACAAAUACUCAUGAAUGUCUAAUGCUGCUUCGCAAUGUCAAAAAUCGCAACGGCACGAUCACAGAACAUAAGAGAGAAGUGAAGUGAUUAAAAUCUGAAAUGUUGACGACAGCAGUGUACUAAGGGCUUGUUGGAUCUCCUUUGAUCACGACCAUUAUGUUUGCGACAAAAAAUUAAUAAAACCAAUAAAAACGUGUGUUAAAUGUAUAGAAAAUUGUUGUAAUAAAUCGAAA
Messenger RNA from Cylas formicarius (sweet potato weevil), 4918 nucleotides. It is a transcript of the gene Ent3, whose product is annotated as equilibrative nucleoside transporter 4. Gene Ontology annotation, cellular component: plasma membrane. Gene Ontology annotation, molecular function: monoamine transmembrane transporter activity; nucleoside transmembrane transporter activity. The record is from RefSeq and is a predicted model, not a curated record. The transcript is spliced from 9 exons. The coding region runs from base 342 to 2003 and encodes 553 amino acids. Gene Ontology annotation, biological process: nucleoside transmembrane transport. NCBI's taxonomy places the organism in Eukaryota, Metazoa, Arthropoda, Insecta, Coleoptera, Brentidae.